Labeo rohita (rohu) is the source of this 1059-nucleotide messenger RNA. RefSeq names its product polymerase (RNA) III (DNA directed) polypeptide G (gene polr3g). The record is from RefSeq and is a predicted model, not a curated record. The transcript has 7 exons. Lineage: Eukaryota; Metazoa; Chordata; Actinopteri; Cypriniformes; Cyprinidae. Gene Ontology annotation, biological process: transcription by RNA polymerase III. Gene Ontology annotation, cellular component: RNA polymerase III complex. The coding region runs from base 201 to 848 and encodes 215 amino acids.
CCUGACAUUCCAAUUCAAUUCCAAUUCCAUUUCCUGUCAGCUGCAUGCAAUUCCAAUUCCAAUUCCAUUCCAGGAAGUGAAUUGGAAUUUACCAUUCAUUCUCAAUUCAAUUCAUGAAUGGCCCCAACCCUGUUGGCCAGUUGAUACCUUAUCAUACCUUCCUCCACCCAAGCAAGUCCAGAAUUAUUUGACUGAGCAAAAUGGCAGGAAAGGGCAGAGGAAUAGCAGCAUUCACCUUCAACAUAGAGGCUCUGGGUCUUACCAGAGGGUCUAUGCCUGAAACCCAAAGAGGGCCAACUCCACUCUUCCCACAAAUUGAAUAUAAACCAGGGCCUCUGAAAGCUGGAGAGGAUGAAGACUAUAUGAGAGCUUUGAAACAAGAGAUGAGAGGACGAAUGAAAGACCUCCCAUUUAACAUAAAACCCCAUGCAGGAAAGGGAGAUGUGGAGAGGUACAAGGAAAAAUACACAAGAGAAAUUAAAAGAAUUGAGGAUGACAACUGGACACCAGAUUGGAACCGUCUUCCCAAAGAGCUGAAGCCACAGAAGAAGAUAAUUAAGAAAAAAAGAGAUACUAACAGAAAAGCAAAGAUCUCAAGUAAGGAUAAGGAGGAAUUACUGAAUAAGCUUGAUGAACUUGAAAAGAAGGGAGAUGUAAAAUCAGAUGAGGAGGGUGAAGCAAAGGGAGAGAAGAAAGAAAAUGAUGAGGAAGGGGAGGAAGAAGAAAUUGAAGGAGAAUAUGAUGAAGAAGAGCUUGAAGAGGAAAAUGACUACAUAGCAAACUACUUUGAAGACGGUGAUGAUUAUGGGGGAGGAAGUGAUGACAACAUGGAUGAAGCCACUUACUAGCAAAAAAAAGGCACAAAAGAUUUAAGACUAUCAUGUAAAACAAUUAAAGUUUAUCGAUAUGUAAUAUAAAAUCACUAAAUUUUACUUCAUAUACUUCAUGUCUUCAAAGAGUACACUGUUUUAUAGUUUAAAAAAAUUAGAUGCAGCAUAAUUACAGGUCAAGAAUCUGCAAAAUGUUAAUUAUUUUACCAACCUAAGAGGGAUUAUACAA